This is a messenger RNA of Echinops telfairi (small Madagascar hedgehog), 719 nucleotides long. It is a transcript of the gene DKKL1, whose product is annotated as dickkopf like acrosomal protein 1. Gene Ontology annotation, biological process: negative regulation of canonical Wnt signaling pathway. Bases 12 to 719 code for a protein of 235 amino acids. The record is from RefSeq and is a predicted model, not a curated record. Gene Ontology annotation, molecular function: receptor antagonist activity; co-receptor binding. The transcript is spliced from 4 exons. Lineage: Eukaryota; Metazoa; Chordata; Mammalia; Afrosoricida; Tenrecidae.
UCGGCCUGGAAAUGUGGUGCCCGCUGGUCCUGCUACUGCUCCCCGCCUCUGUCCUGAUUGGCCCCUCCGCUGCCGCCCCAAUCCGAGACGGUGACAUGCAGGAGAGCUCCUUGGGCCUGCUAGGCCUGCAGAGCCUACUGCAAGGCUUCAGUCGGCUUUUCCUGAAAGAUGACCUGUUCCGGGGAAUGGACAACAUCUUCUCGGCCCCCAUGGAUUUCCGGGGCCUCCCCAAGAACUACCACCAGGAGGAGAACCAGGAGCGCCGGUUGGGGAACAGCACCCUCUCCAGCCACCACCAGCUCGACAAGAUGACUGACAACAAUACCGGAGAGGUGCUCAUCUCCGAGAAAGUGGUGGCAUCCAUCAGCCCAGCAGAGGGGAGCUUGGAGAGUGACUGGAAGGUGCCCAGGAGGGAGGAGAAGGAGGCCCUGGCGCCUGUCCAGAAGGUGGCUGAUGUCCACAAUGUCCACAUGGAGCCACGUCCGCGGGUAUCCUUCUUGAUCAUGAAGCUGCCCCGGUGGAGGUCCCGCCAGGAUGCCCAAGAGGGGGGCCGCUGGCUCAGCGAGAAGCGUCACCGGCUGCAGGCCAUCCGAGAGGGUCUCCGAGAGGGGACUCAUGAGGACACCUCUGAAGAGGGCCCCCAGGGCCCCUUGCGCGCCAGGCUGCCUGCCCGCAAGGCCCACUUCCUGUACAUCCUCCGCCCCUCCCAGCAGCUCUAG